ACGCAUGCGCCGCUUGCCCCUAUGGCGUAGGACCUAGUCCACUCCCCACUCGCCGCAGGGCGGGGUUUCGUGCUGUCCGAGAGGGUCCGGAGUGGACAUGGCUGCUCGCUGCACCGAGGCGGUGCUGGCCGCCCUGGGGGUGCUCAGUGUAUGUUUGGCCAGCAGCUCCGGGGCCGAGGCUUCUGGGGAGGCAGAGAUGGAGGAGCCGUGGGAUGGUGCGGUUUUCCGGCCGCCGGCUGCCCUAGGCGCCGUGGGGAUAGCGCGUGGGCCGGACUCCCCGCCACUGGGGAACACGGAGACCGUGGACCUACCAGUGUUGCUGUGGUGGAGCCCAGGUCUGUUUCCGCACUUCCCAGGUGACUCGGAGCGGAUAGAGUGUGCGCACGGCGCGUGCGUGGCGUCCCGGGAUCGACGGGCGCGCGCCGACCCGCGGACGCGCGCAUUGCUCUUUUACGGCACGGACUUCCGCGCGGCUGACGCGCCCCUGCCGCGCCUGGCGCACCAGAGCUGGGCGCUCCUGCACGAGGAGUCGCCGCUUAACAACUUCCUACUGAGCCACGGCCCGGGCAUCCGCCUCUUUAACCUCACAGCCACUUUCAGCCGCCACUCGGACUAUCCGCUGCCGCUGCAAUGGCUGCCCGGGGCCGCCUAUUUGCGCCGGCCUGCACCUCCGCUCCGGGAACGCGCCGAGUGGCGUCGCCGCGGGUACGCGCCGUUGCUCUAUUUGCAGUCCCACUGCGACGUGCCUUCCGACCGGGACCGCUACGUACGCGAGCUCAUGCGCUAUAUCCCGGUGGAUUCCUAUGGCAAGUGCCUACAGAACCGUGAGCCGCCCACCGUGCGGUUACAGGACACAGCCACGGCCACCACCGAGGAUCCAGAACUCAUGGCCUUUUUGUCCCGGUAUAAGUUCCACUUGGCCCUGGAAAAUGCCAUCUGCAAUGAUUACAUGACAGAAAAACUGUGGCGCCCCAUGCACUUGGGUGCUGUACCUGUGUAUCGUGGAUCACCCUCUGUGAGGGACUGGAUGCCCAAUAAUCAUUCCGUUAUCCUAAUUGAUGACUUUGAGUCCCCUCAAAAGUUGGCAGAGUUUAUUGACUUUCUGGAUAAAAAUGAUGAAGAGUAUAUGAAAUACCUGGCAUACAAGCAGCCUGGAGGCAUCACCAACCAGUUUCUUCUGGAUAACCUGGAGCACAGGGAGUGGGGAGUGAAUGAUCCUAUGUUGCCUAACUACCUCAAUGGCUUUGAGUGUUUCGUCUGUGACCAUGAACUGGCUCGGCUAGAUGCCGAGAAUGCACAUGCAUCCUCUAAUGGGGACAUUCCUGUCCCCAAGCCUCACAUUGCCCAGUCGUCGCACAUGAACUGUCCAGUGCCUACUCCUGGCUUUGGGAAAGUCGAAGAGAUUCCUGAGAAUGACAGCUGGAAGGAAAUGUGGUUACAAGAUUACUGGCAAGGUCUCUAUCAGGGGGAAGCUCUUACUGCCAUGAUCCACAACAAUGAGACACAGCAGAGGAAAUUUUGGGAUUAUGUACAUGAGAUGUUCGUGAAAAGAAAUAAAAAUCUCUAACUGCCUUCACUGCAAGAGCUGUUAGCUUGGAAGCUUAAGGAGACUGCUUUACCGUGGCACCUAAGGCACAUCGACCUUUAGUGAAUACUGUCUGCUAUGAAUUGAUGUUUUCACUGAGUCUCCUGCCCUGUGCUGGGGAUUAGAACCCUGGGUUUUGAGAAUACUAGGCAAGUGCCCCUCCCAUCUCCGCCUGAAUGGUAUGGAGGCAGUAUCUCAACGUGGUAAGAGAGCUUCUCCUUAAAGAUAAGCAGAAGCCAGAAGCACCCAUUUGAUGACUCAAGUACACUUCUCAUGCCUGUAGCAAUUUCUUAAUUUUAAAUAUGGGCAGGAUGGUUCAGGCUAUGAUCUAUAAAACUUCUGCUAUUUAGUACCUUUAAAUAGUGUCCAUUUCUCAUCUUAAUCGGCUACCACACUGGUGGGGAGGCAGAGCCUUAUGUGUGGGUGUAUUCUGUUUUUCUGUUUUUUUCUCCCUUUUGAGAUAGGUCUCACUACAUGGCUCAAGCCAGCAUCCAGCUCCUAGGCCUAAUUGACAAUUCCUGCCUCAGCCCCUAAGUAGCUGGGCUACAGGUAUGCAACACUAUUCUCAUUCUUCAAGUUACUUAAAAAAUACUUGCACUGUCUUUAAUAUCAAAUGUCUUUUAAGUAGCUUGCUUUUUCUGGUUUUAGGCGAUUUCCCACAAACUGGAAAGACUGACAAACAUUUCCAUCUUUCUUACAGCUUGGUUUUCUUGUUUAGGGUAUAUUUGGAAUUCUUUGUCUCACGAACAGAUUAAGUAGCUAAUGUUGACGCUGAAGUCAGUUCAGGGUACUGCCUUGUUCUAUUGCUGGAAAGCUCCACUCAAUCCAUUACUCAUUCUUCCAGAUAACCUUUCUGGUGCUGAGUCGCUCUUUUUGUUUGUUUGUUUGUUGUUGUUUUUGUUUUGUGGAUCUGGGAAAGCAAGCAUUCUAUAAAUUGAGUUAUAGCUAUGACCCUAAUACUGAAGUUUUUUUUUUCUGUGUAUGUAUGUGGUUUGUUUGUUUUUUAAUAAAGCCAGCCCAAGGCCCCCAGUUCAAACAGACUGGAGAAAGCAAGGGAUUUAAGUCACCUUUAAAUGGCUAGCUAAAUAAAAACUUUAGAUUUGGUGUGGAGAGAUGGCUCCACUGUCACGAGCACUGGCUACUCUUCUAGACGGCCCAAGUUUGAUUCCCAGCACCCACAUAACAGCUGACAACUGUCUGUAACUUCAGAUCCAGGGGUAUUAGAUACCUCAUCUUGCCGCUGUGGAUACCGGGCACAAAUGUGCAGCACAAACAUAUAUAUAUAUUAAUUAGGCAGAACUCCCAUAUAUCCACAACAACCACAACUGUAGAUUUGAAGAUACAGAUGAACUGCCCACUGCUGUAGGAUACCAGAAGCUUUUUCUGGGGCAAUUAGAAUGCCUUGGAUCUUAGAGCUACACUUACUGUAUUGAUGAAUUAUCACUUGGGAAGUCUCUUGGCUUAUCAGUAUAUCUGAUUGUAAACUGCAGAUAUCUGUGAAUCCAUGUCAAUACAGAUAGAUACAAAUAUGCUUUAAGCAACCAGGCUUCGUGGUUAAUAUUGUGAUAUUUAAGGAUAUGACUAAGAAAAGCUUUAACAUAGGUUGGAAUUACAUUGCUAAAGUUCUUGUUUUUAUUGUGUGUGUUGUUGGAGAUGGAUCCUAAGGCUCUGUGCAUGCUAAGCAUGUGCUCUGGCUCUGCCUCUGAGUUAUGUCCCCAGACCUUUAGUUUGUUCUUUAGUAAAAAAUGACUUCAGCAGUAGCAUGGAAAUUGUUUAACCUAUUUUAUUCUUUUGGUUUUUUGUUUUUGCAGAGAACAAGAUGUUUUUUUUUGUUUUUUUGUUUUUUUUGUUUUUUUUUUAAAAAAAGGAGUGGGUCCUCGAGUACUAGGCCAACUUGGGUUACAACAGCAAGACUGUCUUAAAAAAAAUUAAAAUGUUAUAGCAUAGAUGGGCAUGGUUGUACAUGCUUUUAGUCUCAGCAUUCCAGCACUUUAGGAUGCAGAGGCAAGUGAAUCAAGUGUUCCAGCUUAGCCAGAACUCUAUGUUGAGACCCCACCCCAAAAAGUAAACAAACAAACAAACAAACAAAUAAAUAAAUAUCAUAGUAUAAAACAAGUCAGAGGAUUCUGAUUCCCAGUCAAGUUAUCAAUUUCAGUGCAGGUGCUGAUUCCUACAGCAAAGUAUUAUACAAGUACAAGCCUAAAUCAGAACUCACAUGUGACGAGCAACAGGAAGGGUAAGUGAGGGUUAUGCAGGUGUAGGGUUCAGCCCAUUCCACCAGCUCACAACAACUCACUUCUCUAGGGCUCUUAAUGCAAAGUGAGCCAGCUGUUCAUGAAUGGUUGUUGCAGGAUGUGGGAGAAUCAAGCCAGAUUUUUCCUCAGUGCUUCCCAGACUCCUUUAUCCCUAUCAUUAUGUAAAUAAUCAUAAAAGACCAGGGCAAAUCAGGUGCUACAUUUCCACAAGGGAAAGGACUGUGGAUAACCACAUAGUACUCUACCAAUGAAAAAGCUUUACUUUCCAUCUGAAAACAGCAACAAGAUCGCCCCCCCCCCAAUUGAGGCUUAGCUACAAUGUAUACAGCACCAUUACUUGCUGCAGGUUAUGGGUACUACUAGUCGUAGUUGCUUUUUUUUUUUUAUUUUUUGGUAUUUUCCCUGAGACAGAGUUUCUCUGUAUCUAAUAGGAGUCUUUUAUUUACUACCAGACUAUGGGAUAGACCACAAGGCUGAUGGCAAGUGUUACUUUUUUUUUUUUUAUCUCAGGUUUCAUUUUAUAUAAUAAACUGCCUUUUACAGUGUU
Apodemus sylvaticus (European woodmouse) is the source of this 4387-nucleotide messenger RNA. It is a transcript of the gene Pofut4, whose product is annotated as fucosyltransferase 11. The transcript has 3 exons. Bases 98 to 1567 code for a protein of 489 amino acids. NCBI's taxonomy places the organism in Eukaryota, Metazoa, Chordata, Mammalia, Rodentia, Muridae. The record is from RefSeq and is a predicted model, not a curated record. Gene Ontology annotation, cellular component: Golgi membrane. Gene Ontology annotation, molecular function: alpha-(1->3)-fucosyltransferase activity.